UAAUCCCAAAUUAUUUUGUCAUCGCCAAGAUCCUUUUCGAGGAUUUCCAUAGCUGCAAUCAAUCUUUCAUGAACCACAAUAACUCCUAGAUAUCUACCCAAAUUACGAAUGACCCUGGUUUUCCAAAAUACCAUGAAUUUCCAUAGUAUCACGAACAUCUCUCCUAAUUUGAUGGACUCUUUGGUCUUCAUCGUUGCUUGAGAAGGUUUUGUGAUGCGUACCGUUCUAAGACUUGAAAUCUAAUGGAACGACUUUGGUGAUUUCAGAACAAAAUCAUAAUUGUCGUUGUACCUCAACUUUUCAAAGAUUCAAACCGCAUCAAUUGACCAAAGCCAAUUGGCCAAAGUGGAGGAAGCAAUUUCUUAAAUGCUUACAUUGCCCCUUCCUUCAUCUUCUCAAGGUAAAACCAAACCAACAAAUUUUCUUACACAGACGCAAUUUCCUCGAUCCAUUCCUUUUCUUUCUCCACUCCAGUCCAGCACGCCUCGGCCGGCAGUAAUGGCGCCCUAAGUCCAAGCUUCUGAAUGGAGAACAGAACUGUAACCAUACUCGCCUGCACCACGAUCGCCUUACUCGUCGUCCUCAUAAUCGUCGCCCGGGUCUCCCUCAAGCUCUCCCGCCCCUUCUUCUUCAUCGCCGGCGCCGAUGUCGCCGUCAUCCUCGCCGUCGUCUCCUACCUCUUCAUCCGCCGCCGCUACAACAACCGGAGCAAAAUCCUCAGGACCCAGAUGGUCUCCGAGAGCCGGGAGCUCCGCAUCGAGUACAGCUUCCUCCGCAAAGUCGCCUGCGUCCCGACCAAGUUCCGGUACCAGGAGAUCGAGGACGCCACCGCCAAUUUCCAGUCUUUCCUCGGCAGGGGAGCUUCCGCUUCGGUCUUCAAGGGCGUUCUCAGCGACGGGACCGCGGUGGCGGUGAAGCGGAUCGGUCCCGAGGCCCGAGGCGAGAAGGAGUUCAGAUCUGAGGUCGCCGCCAUCGCCAGCGUCCAGCAUCUCAACCUCGCAAGGCUGAUCGGCUACUGCAUCGUCCCCAAUCAAUCUCGCUACCUCGUCUACGACUUCGUCCCCAACGGAUCCCUCGAUUGCUGGAUUUUCCCCCAAAAAAUUGGGGGAAACGGAAACCCUAACCCUAGGUGCUUGACAUUCGACCUCAGAUACAGAGUCGCAAUAGACGUCGCGAAGGCGCUGAAUUACCUCCACAGCGACUGCCGGUCGAGGAUCCUCCACCUCGACGUAAAGCCGGAGAACAUUCUCCUCGACGAGAACCACCGGGCGAUCGUCUCCGAUUUCGGGCUCUCGAAGCUGAUGCGCCGCGACGAGAGCAGAGUAAUCACCAACAUAAGAGGAACAAGAGGCUACCUGGCGCCAGAGUGGCUUCUCGAGCUCGGGAUCUCGGAGAAAUCGGAUGUGUACAGCUACGGGAUGGUGCUACUGGAGAUGGUCGGCGGGAGGCGGAACGUCUGCCGGGGGAAGAGAUCGGGGAAGGAGAAGAGUGGGAAGUGGGAGUACUUCCCCAGAAUCGUGGAACAGAGGAUGAGGGAAGGGAAGCUCAUCGAAGUGGUGGAUCGGAGAUUGCUGGAGAACGGCGGCAGCGGAAUUGAAGAGAGGGAAUUGACGCGGUUGGUUCAUGUGGCGUUUUGGUGUAUACAGGAGGAGGCUCCGUUGAGACCCACGAUGGGUACGGUGGUUGAGAUGCUCGAAGGCAGAGUGCCGGUGGGUCAGCCGCCGGAGACGCAGAUGAUGCUCGUUGACAUGCUGUCCAUGGAUGAGGACUCCUCCCGGGAAGUUCAGAAUAAUAAUAAUAGGAGGUUGGUGGCGGUGCCGAUAGCGAAAGUAGAUGACACUCCCGUUGCCGCCGUCUUGUCGGGUUCUUUCACCAUGUCGGUUAUCUCCGGCAGGUAGCUGCCGGCCGGCUGGUAUUCUGCCGUCUUUUUUUGUUUUUUGGUUUUCAGGUCCAUGCUGUAAACUGGAACUGAAACAUAAAUCACAAUUACAAAAUACUUGAGUUGAAGUUAAUUAGACGGAGAUGUAUAUAGUUGGUGGGUUAAGCUUAUUCGCCGGUGACUUCUGUACUAAUCAGGUAGUCCCUGAGUUCUUUCCCGGCCGAAAAUGCCGUCGGAGAAAUAGUGGUUUUGCCGGUUAGGUGAUUGAAGAAAUGUUCAAAUGAUUA
Linum trigynum is the source of this 2166-nucleotide messenger RNA. The record is from the annotation of a GenBank genome assembly. NCBI's taxonomy places the organism in Eukaryota, Viridiplantae, Streptophyta, Magnoliopsida, Malpighiales, Linaceae.